GUGACGGUCCGGCAUCAUUCCUCAAUACGCAUUUUAUUUCUAUCUGGAAUUACGAUCAGGUCGGAUCUGCCGCUGCUGGUGCAAACACGAAUAAUUCUUUGUGCGAAAUUAACAGUAAUAAUAACCGUCCUUAUUCGACGAAUGUUGAUUGGUACAAUAGUCGCGUGAACCGUAUCAAAAUAUUUGUUUAAUCGCUAUUAAUUCCAAAGUGGAGAGCACGAAUUUUGGCAUUCGAACCAAGGCGAACAAUGGCCAGAAAUAUCUGUUUCUGUGCCGCGAUUACCGCAGUAUUAAUCAGUCUGUGCAUCGCUGCGACUCUUGACAUACCGAUAUACAGGCAACGUUUAAUUGUCGGUGAUGAAACACGUGGAAAAAGUAUCAAAGCAAGUGAAACUAAGCCAAAUCCAGUAUGGCACAACGAUACGAUCCCUCUGCAAAAAUUUAUGGAUGCAGAAUAUUUCGGAAUAAUUCGCAUUGGAAGUCCGGCCAAGAAUUUCAAAAUGGUAUUCAACACUAUGUGGGGAGACACCUGGAUACCCUCUGCGCAUUGUGGAUUAUUUGAAAUAGCCUGCAUGACGCAUACGAGAUAUGACAGCAGUAGAUCCUCAUCUUAUCAAGAAGAUGGAACCAUCUUUUCAACUGGAGACACAGCAAACGAUCUCCAAGGUUUUGUUUCCCGGGAUAAAUUCAGACUCGAUCAUUUAACAAUAGAGAAUCAAAGUUUCAUCGAGAUGACGCACAUCCCUUGGAUUCCUUAUGGACUUAGCAAAGCUGAUGGAAUUAUAGGUCUUGGUUUUCCAGACCUGAGACACAUCAAGGCUCCAUCUUUUUUCACAAACAUGCUGAAACAGAAGCUUAUCAAUAAGCCAAUGUUUUCAUUCUACUUCAACAGGGAUGCGACCACAGAAAGAGCUGGUCGUCUGGUAUUGGGAGCACCAGAUAGAAAGCAUGUUAACGAGUCAACACUGGUUACAGUUCCCGUGAUAGGGAAACUUUACUGGAAGAUCAAAAUGGACAGAAUGGUUAUAGAUGUUAGGAAUAAGUCUCAUCCAUUUUGCAAGGAUGGCUGUGAAGCCCUUUUGGAUAGUAGCACAAACACAAUAGUCGGGCCAAGGGACGAAAUUCAGUUAAUAAACGACCUGCUAGGUGCCAGAUCAUUCGUGCCAGCGAUUUUCAAAAUGGACAGAUACAUGGUGAACUGCAGGGAAUUUGCAAAAUUACCACCGAUCAACUUCGUAAUAGCUGAAAAGAACUUCACCAUCAAUUCAAAGUACUACGUUCAACAUCUAACAUACGAAAGUUUGGAAAUAUGCCUAUCACCAUUUGUACCGAGCGAUGAGAAGUUUUGGCAACUAGGCGGAGCAUUUUUAAUGGAAUUUUAUACAGAGUACAAUUUCGAUCACGGUCAAGUGACAAUCGGAAGAACUAAAUUCUAAAGACAUAAUAUGUAUAGUUGACUGAAGACUCUCAAAGACUGUGAACCUAAUGGGGUUUUAUAUGUCGUAUGGGAUUGCGUGUUAAACAGCUCCCGCGGACAAAGAAAUUACCAAAUCGCUAACUAGGCUUCUUAUGGCUCCAGCCUCACUUACCCGUCGAAUACUGGCAACGAAAGUUAUCCCAGGGUUGACAGUCUUUAUAUUUUUCCGUCAACGUACGUUUAUAUAAAUAUAAUCGCGCAUAAGUUCCUUUUAUAAUGUUUAUACAAAUUUUAAUUUUUCUCAAAUAAUGUAUGUAUACCUACGGUCGAAAAAUAAUAAAAUUUACCCGUGUGAAACAUCUGCAUUACGCUGU
This is a messenger RNA of Neodiprion fabricii, 1791 nucleotides long. RefSeq names its product cathepsin D-like. Gene Ontology annotation, biological process: proteolysis; cell death. Gene Ontology annotation, molecular function: aspartic-type endopeptidase activity. Bases 249 to 1436 code for a protein of 395 amino acids. NCBI's taxonomy places the organism in Eukaryota, Metazoa, Arthropoda, Insecta, Hymenoptera, Diprionidae. The record is from RefSeq and is a predicted model, not a curated record. Gene Ontology annotation, cellular component: lysosome. The transcript is spliced from 9 exons.